AUGUCCGCCGGAGCAGAGGCUGCGGAAUCCGCGAGGGCGUCUUCGCCCAGCGCUGCCACUGAGCAGCUCCCCCCGGCUCCCAACGGCCCCGCCUUUGUCACUCCCGCCUCAUACCUGCGCCCUCCGCCUGCGUCACGCCCUUCGCCAGCUUCCAAUGUGCUCACCCCCAUCGACAAGGAGCAGCUUGCGGCUCUGCGCGCGAUUCGGGCCUUCCUCAAAGUUCGAACGAGUUAUGAUGUCCUCCCUCUUAGUUUUCGUCUGAUCAUCUUCGACACUUCUUUGCUCGUUAAGAAGAGCCUGAACAUCCUGAUCCAAAAUGGAAUCGUGUCUGCCCCACUGUGGGAUUCCAAAACCUCUACCUUCGCCGGCCUGCUCACGACGUCCGACUACAUCAAUGUCAUCCAAUACUACUGGCACAAUCCUGACGCGCUGGCACAGAUAGACCAGUUCCGACUGAACAACCUGCGUGACAUUGAAAAGGCACUCGGGGUUACUCCCAUCGAGACCGUGUCGAUUCACCCGGAAAAACCGCUCUACGAGGCAUGCCGUCGGAUGCUGGAGUCUCGAGCGAGGAGGAUCCCCCUCGUCGACAUUGACGACGAGACGCAGCGCCACAUGGUCGUCAGCGUCGUGACCCAGUAUCGCAUCCUGAAGUUCAUUGCGGUCAACGUCAAGGAAACGGAGAACCUGAAGAAACCCCUGAAGGAAAUCAACGUGGGGUCGUACGAAAAUUUGGCAACUGCUUCCAUGGAUACCCCUGUCAUGGACGUCAUUCAUAUGUUGGUUCGGAAGAGCAUCUCAAGCGUUCCAAUUCUAGAUAGAGAAGGCGUCGUUAUCAACGUUUUCGAGGCAGUUGAUGUCAUUACGCUCAUCAAGGGCGGUGUGUAUGACGACCUGAACCUCACCGUCGGCGAGGCGCUGCUCAAGCGCAACGAUGACUUUGCCGGGAUUUACACAUGCUCCAUGUUCGAUCGUCUGGACACCAUCUUCGACACGAUCCGCAAGUCUCGUGUCCAUCGCCUGGUGGUUAUUGACGAGAAUAAUCGCCUGAAGGGCGUGCUGACUUUGAGCGACAUUCUGGAAUAUGUGCUCCUGGAGGGCGAAGGGGACGAGGCCCCCGCGUAA
Lasiodiplodia theobromae is the source of this 1125-nucleotide messenger RNA. Its product is annotated as Cystathionine beta-synthase core. Bases 1 to 1125 code for a protein of 374 amino acids. The transcript has 6 exons. The record is from RefSeq and is a predicted model, not a curated record. NCBI's taxonomy places the organism in Eukaryota, Fungi, Ascomycota, Dothideomycetes, Botryosphaeriales, Botryosphaeriaceae.